Camellia sinensis is the source of this 1959-nucleotide messenger RNA. NCBI's taxonomy places the organism in Eukaryota, Viridiplantae, Streptophyta, Magnoliopsida, Ericales, Theaceae. The record is from RefSeq and is a predicted model, not a curated record.
AUGGACACACGGGCUAAAAGCAACGCUGAGUUUCGCAAUGAAGUCAGCGAAGUCCUUGCUCGUCACGAGUCCAGCUUCGACCAAAUCCAUGGUACCUUGCAAACUGUUUUGACAGAACUUCAGACCAUGCGAGUCUCGCAAAACACCGUUCCCUUAGAUAAUCCUUUUGCUCAAGCCGAAACCUCCCAUAACCGACCUCUUCCCGCCACCAACAAUCAAUCACCAUCCCAUGGUACCACCAACACACAUGACCGAAACUAUACACACCUGAAACUCUCAUUCCCUAAAUUUAAUGGAGAUGAUCCGACGGGAUGGAUUUUCAAGGCCGAACAAUACUUUGAGUUCAAAAAUGUUGCUCCUGACCAACAAGUUCAGCUUGCGUCCUUUCACCUGGAGGGCAUAGCUCUACAAUGGCUUCGAUGGUUGACCAAGUUCAGGGGGCCUUUAACUUGGAACGAACUAACCAAGGCCUUGUUGCUCCGUUUCGGUCCCACCGACUAUGAGGAUCCCUCCGAAGCUUUGACCUGCCUCAAACAAACUUCGACAGUGGCUACCUAUCAAGAAACUUUCGAGAUGCUCUCACAUCGGGUUGAUGGGUUGCCCGAAAAUUACUUGAUUGGGUGUUUCAUUGCGGGACUCUGUGACGACAUACGCCUGGAUGUCAAACUCAAGCAACCAUGCACCUUGGCUGAUACCAUUGGAGCAGCACGGCUAAUUGAAGAGCGCAACUCUCUACAAAAAAAAUGUAUGAGGGUUGUUACAAACACUCCAAUUCCAUUUCGGCGAAUUACAAGUCAAGAGGUACGAGAACGUCGUGAGAAAGGGUUGUGCUAUUACUGUGACGAAAAGUUCACUCCAGGUCACCGUUGCCAAAAACCCCAGUUGUUUAUGAUCGAAGAAACACCAAUACUCGAACCCUCCAUUGCCAUGGACACUCCUGAUGAACCCGAUAUGACCGAGCUCCUUCCAGAAAUCUCAUUCCAUGCAAUAGCAGGGACGACACAUCCUCAAACAUUUCGAGUGGUGGGUAAAUUACAAAAUAAAGCAGUGACUAUCUUCAUUGAUGGGGGAAGCACCCACAACUUCAUCGAUCACGAAAUUUGGGUUGGCCGUAGCACGCGAUCAGAAGUUGCAAUAGCGGCCUGUCAAGUGGUUUUGGGAGUUCAGUGGUUGGCCACCCUUGGAUCGAUUGAAAUUGAUUACAACCAUCUCACCAUGUCCUUCAAGCAAGGAGGUAAAUCUUGUAUGUUUCAAGGCCUUAAGCAACCUACACUCACUGCCUUGAGUGAUAAGGAACUUCUCCACCUCAAUGGAACAGCUUUGUUCUUUCAAAUCAUUCCAAGCCACGAAUCAACUUCAGUCAAUGACCACCCCGCAGACCUCGCCCAAAUCCUCACUGAAUUUGAGCAUGUCUUUGCCAUUCCCAAUACCUUGCCACCGAUACGAACCCAUGAUCACCACAUCCCAGUACAACCAAAUCAAGAACCUAUGAGUGUCAGACCCUACCGAUAUCCUUAUUAUCAAAAAACAAAAAUUGAAAGGAUGGUGAAGGAAUUUCUUGACUCUGGUUUGAUCCGCCCCAGUACCAGCCCAUUUUCUUCACCGGUAUUGCUUGUCAAAAAAGCGGAUGGUGGUUGGCGGUUUUGUGUUGAUUACCGAGCUCUCAACAAUAUUACAAUCAAAGAUAAGUACCCGAUCCCUGUCAUAGACGAACUCCUCGACGAAUUACAUGGGUCCAGGUAUUUUUCGAAACUUGACCUCCGCGCCGGAUAUCACCAAAUACGGGUUCAAGGGGCUGAUAUACACAAAACUGCUUUCCGCACACAUGACGGACAUUACGAAUUUGUUGUUAUGCCCUUCGGCCUUACAAAUGCCCCCUCCACCUUCCAGAGUUUGAUGAACGACUUGCUACGGCCUUACUUGAGGAGUAACAUUUUUCUAUAUGGGACUUAUGAGUAA